Messenger RNA from Condylostylus longicornis, 5370 nucleotides. RefSeq lists its product as uncharacterized. Gene Ontology annotation, biological process: DNA integration. Bases 1 to 5370 code for a protein of 1789 amino acids. NCBI's taxonomy places the organism in Eukaryota, Metazoa, Arthropoda, Insecta, Diptera, Dolichopodidae. Gene Ontology annotation, molecular function: nucleic acid binding. The record is from RefSeq and is a predicted model, not a curated record. The transcript has a single exon.
AUGGACAAAUUAAUUAAGCUUCAAUUAGCGGACAAGUUUUUGAUCGAGGAAAUAGUCUCACAUUUUCUGGAUGACACACGUGAAAGCAAGCCGAAGGCGUUUUACAGGGAAGCUCUAGAUGACAUAGGGGGCCUGUAUGCGGAGCUGAAGAAGAGACAUAGACAAAUAUUGGUUGCAUCAUACACUGACAAAAAUGCAGACAAUGUGAAGUACCCUUACUUGGAAAAUAGCGUUUUCAACGAAAUAAAAACAUUUUAUCAAUAUAAACAUCAAAUGAUAGAAGCUGAAAUGAAAACCAAAUUCCCAGAGAGACCACCGGAGCUAAAGAUGGACCCAAAUCAAAGUAUUAGCCAAAGGGUGGAUGUUCCCAAUAUUUCAAUAAAUUUGCCAAAAAUCACCUUGGCAAAAUUUGACGGCGAUUAUCAAAAGUGGCCUUCGUUCUAUGAUCUUUUUAAAUCUUUGGUCCAUAAUAAUGAGAUGAUUCCAGCGGUCCAGAAAUUACAGUACCUCAAAUUGCACCUUUCCGGUGAACCAGAGCAUUUGUUGAGAGCCUUUCAAGUAACAGAGGAUAAUUAUGCUGCCGCAUUCAACAUGUUGAAAGAAAGAUAUGACAACAAGCGAGUAUUAGUUAAUACUCAACUUAAAUUGCUGCUCAAUCAAAGCUUUGUAAAUCAGGAGACGGCUACGGCAGUUAAAAAAUUACUGGACACUACUAAUGAAUGCUUACAGGCAUUAAAGAAUCUACAAAUAGAUGUGGAGGGCUGGGAUCCUAUAAUAGUUUAUCUCAUCGUGCAAAAACUGCCAACCGAGACACAUCAGCUAUGGGAACAGAGCGUCAGCGCGGAGAAUCAAUUACCAACUUGGCGACAAUUGGAAAGUUUCCUUGAAACUCGAUUUCGCACAUUGGAGGCUAUAUCAACGAGGCGAUCUUCAUCACAUUAUAGACCUUUACAAAACGAAGCUAGUAAGCACAGGAAUAGUUGCGCUUUGCAUGCUGCUACGGAUGCAACGGCGAAUAGUAACUCACCUUGCCCUAUUUGUCGGGGCCCACACAAGGUGAAGCAAUGCAAAAGAUUUUUGGGAUUAAGACAAAACAAAAGAUUGGAAGCUGUUAAAGGUAGGGGAUUGUGUAUCAACUGUCUUAAUUCUGGACAUAUGAUGACCACUUGCCCUAGUCAACAGAGUUGUUUUAAAUGUCAUCAACGACAUCAUACCCUAUUGCAUAGGGACAACGAAGAAAUUGGGGAUCGAAGCCUAUCACGGCGACAGCAGCAGACCGCAGUCGCGUCACAAGUACGUGCGCACUACGUCUCACAUGAUCCAUCACCUCCAACCACGGCGGGUGAAAUUUCGUCAUUGGCGCCAGCGUUCGUACCCGGCAGCAACAGCCAUGUUCACACUUGCGGCACAUCGGAUGCACACAAACGACAGGUUCUACUGGCCACUGCGUGCAUUAAAAUAGUAUGUCCAGCAACGGGACGCUAUCAGAGGGCGAGAGCUCUAAUCGAUCCUGGUUCGCAGAGUUCUUUCAUCACCGAAUCAGCGGUUCAGAAUUUGAAAUUACGAAAAAACAGAACAAUAACAAAUAUACUCGGUGUAUCACAAAGCAACAUUGGCAAAUCACUAGCAAAAGUGGAUGUCAUUAUACGAGAUCUAGGAGACUCCAAGCAGGUGCGAACUUCGGCAUUGGUUCUCAAGAAACUGACCAACUUGCUACCAGAGCGUAAUAUUCAAACCAAGGAGUGGUCACACAUAGACGGAUUGAUCCUAGCUGAUCCAAGUUAUUUUGCGAUGGGAAAAAUAGAUGUACUCAUCGGAGCAGACAUUUUUGGCCAAAUUAUUUUGGAGGGACUAAGAAAGGGUCCCCCUGGUGCACCAAUUGCUCAAAAAACUAUUUUUGGAUGGAUCAUAACGGGCAAUGUCGAUCAACAAAGUGUCAACACGACAUCAACAGAGACGUUCCACAUCCAAUCCGAUUUGGAUGAUAGUAUCAGAAGGUUCUGGGAGUUAGAAGAAGUACCGGAACAAACAAUAUAUACAGAAGAAGAAUUAUUAUGUGAAAAGCAUUUUUCUGAAACAUUUCGUAGACUUGAGGAUGGACGCUAUCAGGUUGAGUUACCUUUUAUACCAGAUGAGCGUCCCAUAUCACUUGGAAGUUCGAGACACAUUGCGAUUGCCAGGCUUUUCGGCAUGGAGAAGCAAUUUUCAAAAAAUGAGGUAUUGAAAGACAACUACAACAAGUGCAUAGCUGAAUAUUUGCAGAUGAACCAUAUGGAGCAAGUGAAUUCAAUGGAAUUAAAAAAUCAACGACAACAAAUCAUCUCGAAUUAUUUGCCACAUCACGGCGUCAUUAAAGAAAGUAGCUCAACUACAAAACUACGAGUGGUUUUUGAUGCAUCACGGCCUACUUCAAAUGGUUCAUCAUUAAAUGACAAAACAUUAAAGGGCCCGGUCAUACAAGAUGAUUUAUCUACUCUUCUAUUACGAUUUCGAAAAUAUAAAAUUGCAUUUACAGCAGAUUUGGAGAAGAUGUAUAGGCAAAUCAGAAUCGCACCGCAACAUGCCGAUUAUCAAAGAGUAGUCUGGAGAGAUUCUCCGAGUCAAUCAAUUCGGGACUACAAAUUAACUACAGUAACAUUUGGUACAAAAUCAGCACCGUUUCUAGCAACACGAGUAUUAAAACAGUUGGCGAUAGAUGAAAAGUUAAACUAUCCUAUUGCAUCAAGAAUAACGUUGGAUUCAUUUUAUGUGGAUGAUCUGCUGUCGGGUGCGGAUUCUAUCGAAAAGGCAUUGGAAAUGCAAAAACAAUUAUUGAACAUGAUGACUUCGGGCGGAUUCUCAUUGCGCAAGUGGUCAUCAAACGCAGCUGAGCUACUAGAAGCCCUUCCACAAGAACAUCGAGAAAUCAAUUGGCCUUUAAAAAUUGAAGAAGCUGAAACCGUGAAAACAUUGGGCAUACAAUGGGAUCCAGCAAACGACCAAUUUUCGUAUAAAAUUUCCCUACUGGAAAAUGAUUCACAGAAAUGGACAAAGCGAACAAUAUUGUCGGAGGUUUCAAAACUAUUCGAUCCUCUCGGCUGGUUGGCACCUUGUAUCAUUAUGGCCAAGAUAAUGAUACAAAAAUUAUGGCUUUCGGGUUCAGGCUGGGAUGAUGAGGUAGAAAGGGGCUUGCACGAUGAAUGGCAGAUCUACAGGAAGACUCUUGUUCAUCUGGAAGCACUACGUAUAAACAGGUGGUUCUACUAUUCAACAUCAGCAAAUAAAAUAGAAUUACAUGGAUUUUGUGAUGCUUCGAUAAAGGCGUAUGCUGCGGUGGUCUACCUGGUUGUCAUAGACGAAAAGGGAAGCCGAAAAACUAGCAUGUUAAUUGCAAAAUCAAAGGUGGCUCCAAUAAAAACAAUAUCUUUGCCAAGACUAGAGUUGAGCGGCGCGGCAUUAUUGGCGAAACUUGUGAAAUAUGUCCAGCGAGUAUUGAAAAUUGAAAAUAUAUCGAAGGUGCAAGCUUGGACGGAUUCAGAGAUCGUGUUGGCUUGGUUGCGGGCUCACCCGAGCAAAUGGACCACGUUUGUAGCAAAUCGGACCGCUGAGAUUCAUCACACAUUAGGCAAAAACAUAUGGCGUCACGUGCCCUCAAAGGAAAACCCAGCAGAUUGUGCUUCACGGGGAAUGCAUCCACCAGAUCUUAUAGACUUCAAAAUGUGGUGGAACGGCCCAGAAUGGUUACAGAAAUCCGAGUCACACUGGCCAACUAAAAUACUACUUCAUGAUACGGAUAGCGAGAUACGAAAAUCGACUCUGUGUCACAACACGAUCAUAAAUGAUAAAGAAUGCAACGAGAUUCACGAAUUGGAAACACGAUAUUCAUCAUUUACAAAACUCAUAAAUGUAACGAGUUACAUCAAAAGAUUCAUCGCCAAGGUAACCAAGAGAAAUCUAAAUUGCAAUACAUUUAUAUCGGUGUCAGAAUUCAACGCUAGCGUGGAGAUGUGGAUACAAAUAGUGCAACAUAAACAUUUUUUACAAGAAGUGACACAAUUGCGGAGAAAGAAACUUAUUCAUACGAACAGUCGUUUAACGAGGCUUAAUCCCUUUCUGGAUCAAAAUGGAAUAUUGAGAAUGGGUAGCAGAUUGCGACACGCAGAUUUGAAUUACAAUGAGAAAUUUCCGAUUAUAUUGCCCGAUAGAAGCCAUUUUGUGCGACUACUUUUAGAAAAAAUUCAUCGCGAAACUUUGCAUGGUGGUGCUCAACUUAUGCUCAACGUAAUAAAUAGAAAGUUUUGGAUCAUUGGUGCACGAGAUCAAAUUCGACAACAAAUACAUAAAUGCGUCACGUGCUAUCGACAGCGGGCUGCAGUUCAAAAACAGCUCAUGGGGGACUUGCCUGCUUUUCGAGUUAGGGCCAGUCGGCCAUUUACACAUACUGGCGUUGAUUAUUGCGGGCCAUUUGAAUUGAGAACUCAUAAAGGCAAAAAUACGAGGACAUAUAAGGCGUACAUAUCUAUUUUUAUAUGUCUUGCAGUUAAGGCCAUACACAUCGAGCUGGUCACGGACCUUAGCAGUGAGGGAUUCAUCGCAGCAUACAGAAGAUUCAGUAGCAGACGCGGCAGGUGCGAGGUACUCUAUUGCGAUAAUGGUACUAAUUUUGUCGGCGCUAGCAAAGAGCUUGCAAAACAACAUAAACAGAUGUUACAGCAAUUAAAAUCAGAAUUAGCACAAGUACACGAACGUGAGGGGGUGGUUUUCAAAUUCAUACCACCUGGUUCGCCUCACUUUGGCGGAUUAUGGGAGGCUGGUGUCCGCUCUACAAAGCAGCAUCUUAAAAAAAUACUCGGAAAUGCGAAGUUGACAUAUGAGGAGUUUUCAACGGUCCUAACUCAGAUUGAGGCUUGCCUAAACUCUAGACCUCUCUGUGAAAUUAGCAGAAAUCCAGACGAUUGCACGGCCCUAACACCUGGGCAUUUCCUGACUGGUGAUGUAAUUAUUACACCACCUGAGCCUUCUUUGCUGGAUUUAAACGAAAAUAGAUUGAACAGAUGGCAACUAUUGCAAAAAUUGCAUCAAACCUUUUGGACACGUUGGAAUAAAGAAUACCUAUACCGAUUGCAGCAGCGUCCAAAAUGGACUAAAAGGACUGAAAACAUGAAAAUUGGUGAUUUGGUUUUACUUAGGGACGAGAAGUUGCCACCAAGCCGAUGGUUGAUGGGUCGAAUAACAGAAAUUCAUCCUGGUCCCGAUGGACUUGUUCGAGUUGUUACGUUAAAAACGAAGGAUAAUAUGUUGAAGCGUUCGAUUGCAAAGAUAUGUUUACUACCAGUAGAUACAAUGGAAAAUUAUGAUGAAACCGAAACGCAAUCAAUCGAGACCGAUUAA